AUGUGCACACCAGCAGCACUUGGGGGCAAGGCCAACUUCAACCUGGAAGAGCCGCAGAAGUUGGCCGCAUACCUGAAGUAUGCAGACAUCCGUCUUCUUCGGGUCAAGUACCUCUACGAGCUGUUGCGUCAAAAGAAGCUGCUGCCCCGACGCCAGGAAGCGGAGUGGGCCUUAGUCCUUAGGCCGGUUGAGGAAGACUGGGGCCUCGUAAGCCAGGAGGAGGUGAGUGAGUGGGCAGCAGGGACCCGAGACGCGAUGCUCAUUUCAGUUUCACAUGCCUGGGAGACCCGUGAGCACCCGGAUCCCUGCGGCGACCAGCUGAAGCGGCUGGUCAGCUGCUUGAGCCUCUACGAUGCUGCCUAU
Messenger RNA from Symbiodinium necroappetens, 363 nucleotides. The record is from the annotation of a GenBank genome assembly. NCBI's taxonomy places the organism in Eukaryota, Dinophyceae, Suessiales, Symbiodiniaceae.